GACGCUGGCUAGCGCGAAUUUUGGCACAGCUCGCGAAAAUUUCUCACUCGGGUUUUCGCGGAAAACUCGGACGGCUCUCGACACGGCCAAUCGGCUUGAAUUAUGACUGAUGAAGUGCCGGCUCCCGGAUAAAUGGAGAAAACCAUCUGGCCAGGCAUUAGCGGUACGGCUUUAGAAUUCGUUUUCAUCUAAAAUUGGAGACGUUGGAUUAAUAGCCUGAGUCCAAGCUUAGCGAGCAUUUGUUGUUCGCGCUUCGCAUAAAACCUGACGGACAUGAACAAUGAACCGAACUUUGAAUCGUGAUCCACUGACCCAGAGAGGUCCACCAAACACGGGUGAAAAAAACUGACCACUCCACCCUGAUCAAACACCUCUCCGCCGGGAAAGCUACAUAGUUUAUCGCUGGUCCCGUGAAAAUCCAGCAACGUGUCAAUCGGCAUCGUUCUCUCGAGCGAAGCUUCGGGCAACGUCGAUCUCCCCCACCCCCUGCACACUCACACUCCCUCGCCUCCCUCUCCUGUGAAGGGUGGUGUUAAUGGGCGUACUCGCGGUUAACACCCUUAUACCCCGAUCUGGUGGGGUGCGCGGGCGAACAGAGACGGAGAGAAUCAGAGGAAGAACGAGCAGAACGACGUCGCACCCGCGGAGGGGAUGACGAGGACGGAGUAUCGAGAUUGUUAAUAGAAGAGAGACGGGGAACGUCGGAAAAGGCGUCGAGAGCAACGCCGCUCGGAUUGGCGCCGGAACGCCAAUCCGAACUACGAGCGCUCAUUAUCGCCCGUCUGUUUCUGUGGUGGGGUGCCCUUGGACGAGUCUCCUCUUCUUCGUCGAGCCUGAGUCUCGGGUAUUCCUCUUCUUCUCUGGCGAACGGCUGCACCGUCCGCCGGGUUGCCACGGCAGGUUCUCCCACUACGUCCACCGCCGUCGAACGAAGCUCGGGGAAGGGAGGAGGAGCCCCUGCACCGUCUCAGUCUUCGCGUCGCUGCCCUCCAGCAUUCACGCCUCCCGCGUCCGGCGCAGGCACACUCCGCGCUAGCACUACGGUGCCUACGUACACUCACACGCGCCCACGCUCGUACACGUACGCGCACACGCGACCGCGUCCGCCCCCCGUGUCUCCACACGCACAGACGACGCGGUUGUACACACGCCCUGAAUCCGGACGAGGACUUUAGCACACCAACACCUCCGCGGGAGGUGUGGGGGUGAGCCCCCAGAGGAGGUGUCAAUCCUAGCGCUGCUCAGUGACCAUCGCGGCGCCACCCAAGUAACACCUUUCGUCCGCUCUCCAGCCCAGAGCCACAACCGCACACACCGAGAGUCUAGUUUUGUCCACGGGGAGCCCUCUCUCUCGUUGCUGCUACUACUGCUACUGCCGCUGCUGCUGCUGCUGCAUUCGCUUUUUUUCCUCGCGACCGUUCCGCGUGCGGAUAGACGCGCACGAACUGUUCGACGCCCUUGUCGUCCGGCCGUCGGACGCUUGCUCCGUACCGUUUCAGGGCGCGCAACCCUUCCGCGAUCGCGCCGCGUCGUGAACGACCCCGUGGUAGACACAGUGAGUCAGUGCAAACAGUGAAGCAAACAGAGGAUUUAGUGCUCGAGUACAUGGUGUGACUCUUGCCCAAGCGCCACCGAGAUCAACCGCCGGAUUCAAAGUGUUGAAACUCGUGCUUCUAUUAAGGUGCUGUUCGCCUGGAAUUUGUACAUCGAGUGACGCCGGAAGAAGAGAGGCUGAGAGACCUCAGUAAGGUCGGAGGAAGGACGUACGAUGCCUCUGACGACGGAUCUUGAGGGGAGAUCGCAGCGGGAGCGACGAGAACGAACCGCUAAUCGCUUGCGAUCCUGAAUCGUUUCGGACUUUGGUCAAACGGCGAGACGAUUUUGGGGAGCAUGCCCGAGAUUCGGCCGGGAAGGACGGUCGACCACGCGGCUGCGAGGAUCAUCGUGAUCAUUGGUCAGUGAACGUGCAGCCAACGAAAACGAGAUCAGUGAAAAUACGAUAAUAAUAAUAAUACAAUAUCGAGGAUAGUGAAUUGUGAUUUGUGCUUGGUGAAAUCAGUUCUGCGAGGAGGUGAAGCAGGCGAGUGACUUGAAGAGGAAGGAAGGAUAGAAUAGAACCGUCUCUCGCUUUGAGUCACUCGAAGAGGAAUCUCGCGCGACUCGGCCUACCCGCCCGUCUCGAUGAGAUUCGAACAAGACACAGCGUGCAGGGGUACCCACUGCGCCAGCACUCCGCAACCCUCCGCGCUGCAGCAGCGUACAAGGCCCGAGGAGGUGGUGGAGGAGGAGGUGGACUCCGACUCCGCGAAGGACAUCGACGGCCAACGGCGCAAACGAAGAGAAUUGGAGACUAACGUGGUCGAGGGUGCAAACACGGGGCCGAGGGCCGAGGCGGGGGGGCCUGGGAUGGCGUACCCCGCGUCAGCGACGGCUCUGAAUCAACACUCGGCCUUCGCCACCUCGAUCGCUGGCACGCCGUCCAGCAACCCGAACGGACACAUAUCCGGCGGCCACCUGCCGGCCCCGGCCGCCCCGAGACCGACGGACUUCAGCGUAUCCUCGCUGCUGACCGCCGCGACCACCCAUCCGCCGAUUUUGGGCGGCUCGUCGUCCCAGGGUAGCGCCUCGCCACCGCCCGGUGGCCCCGGAAGCCCGGCCGCCGCGCCGGAAACCCCGCCACCGCUGCCCAGCCAAAGGGAAUUGUCGCAUCCGUCCUCGGCGGUUGCGGCCGCAAGUUACUUCAGCGCUGCCGCGUUGGCAGCUGCCGGUUUCUACAAUCCGGCGGCUCAUCUGCCGGCUACCAGCUCGCCCGGACCGACGGCGCAUCAUCUUCAGGGAAAGGGGAUCCUCACCGGCGGUCAUCAUCAUCCGCAUCUCAAUCCCCACGGCAUCACGCCGCCAGGAAUUUGUGGUUUAGGUUUAGGCCUAGGCCCUCACACGCCAGAGGAAGCAGCAGUCCUGGCGGCCGCGGCGGCAGCGUUGCACCACCACCAUCAAGGUGGUCCCGGUGGGCCAGCGAUGAGGCCGUUGAGGCCACCGCUGCCCCCGGGGAUGUUGCACAGCUCACCUCACCCGCUGGCACCGCACCAUCCCUUGGCUGGGCCACACCACCCACUCGUUCCUCCUCAUCACCCCGAAGAGGACGGUGUCGUGGACGAUCCCAAGGUGACUCUCGAGGGUAAGGAGCUCUGGGAGAAGUUCCACAAACUCGGCACCGAGAUGGUCAUCACCAAGAGCGGCCGGCAGAUGUUCCCUCAGAUGAAGUUCCGAGUUUCCGGUCUGGACGCUAAGGCGAAGUACAUUCUCCUGCUGGACAUCGUGGCCGCGGACGACUAUAGAUACAAGUUUCACAACAGCAGAUGGAUGGUGGCGGGGAAAGCGGACCCGGAGAUGCCUAAGAGGAUGUACAUCCACCCGGAUUCGCCCAGCAGCGGCGAGCAAUGGAUGCAGAAGGUCGUGAGCUUCCAUAAGCUAAAGCUCACUAACAACAUCAGCGACAAGCACGGCUUUGUAAGUACUACGAUAUUGAACUCGAUGCACAAGUACCAGCCGAGGUUUCACCUGGUGAGGGCCAACGACAUCUUGAAGCUGCCCUACUCGACGUUCAGGAGUUACGUUUUCAAGGAGACGGAAUUCAUCGCGGUGACCGCCUAUCAGAACGAGAAGAUCACUCAGUUGAAAAUCGACAACAACCCCUUCGCGAAGGGAUUCCGGGACACGGGAGCGGGGAAGCGCGAGAAAAAAAGACAGGCGCUGUUGACAGUGUCAGGCGGCGGUUCCCGACUGACAGCCGGCGGCCCAGCCUCGCCCGAGAAGCGCCGCUCGUCGAAUUCCGUGAACGACCUCCUGGACGACGAAGACAAACUCCUAGACGUGGUCGGACCAGACACGCCGCAUCCGGCGCAUCACCAACGAGAACGAGAGCAUUCUCGCGAGAGGGACGACAGAACGAGCGAGAGAGGAGAGGGUAGUGAGUCGUCGGGUUCCGAAAGCGGUGGCGGACCAGGUCCAACAGGGUCCGAGGGUCCGAGACCGGACGUUUCCGUGGGUCCACCGUUGCACCCACCCCUGUUACCGUACCUUUACCCACCGGUGCCCGGGUUGUAUCCGGGUCCCGGACCUCUCAUACCGCCCAGUCCCUUAGGCAUCCACGGUGGAGUCACACCGGGAAUGCUGUUCAACGCGCAACUGGCUCUUGCCGCGUCUCAACAUCCAGCACUGUUCGCGCACUAUCCUCACCCCCUGGCCAGUCCUCUUCAUCAAUUGAAGGGACAUCGAUUCGCGCCGUAUACUUUACCCGCGCCGUCUCACGGCUCCGCUUUCGAAACCGUGACGCCGGGCAGCAGAACGCUGAGCCCCAGGUCGCCACCUCCCAGGCCGCCGACCGGGUCCCCUACGCCAACCGCGGGACUCGCGUCCAGCGGUAGCUCGGCCGGAGAAUUGAAGUCCAUCGAGAACAUGGUGAACGGGUUGCAAGAGAAGAGGAGGCGCAGUCCAAGUUUGACGCCCGGUGGGCCUAGGGGCGACGCGGACACCGGCGGGGGGAGUCCGUGACAGGAGAGUGAGCCUGUUACCAGCACGAACGACGACCCGGACUUGGAGAAGCACCCGGACGAACCCUGCGAGCCUGAAGAGCUCUCCGGCGACGAGAGGGAGCCGGACUCAACCUCCGAGCCGUCGUAGCAGGGGAGAGGGUCGUCAGUCCCAGUGGCAGCCGUGCCCCGGUCCGGAUCGGGCACCGCCGGGCACCAGGGACGCUCGAGAUAACGAAGUGCAAUUUUACGGACUCCUCCUGACACGCCGCGUGCCUCUCUUCUGGAGUCACGCCGAUUCCUGUGUGAGUGUAUAUAAUUAUUGGACCGGUGGUGGAUCGGGGGAUCCGCGCCUAGGCAACGCGCGACGGACGAUAGAAUCGGGAAUCGCGGUGUAAAUUUCGAUAGCUUCUCGGUUUCUCGGAGGGGUGGGACGGCCGCGGUUGGUCGGGACUGAGACCUGCCGCUGAAUUAAUUGGAUGGAUGGUCGUGCGUAUGCGGAUCUGGAAACUCCUACCAUGUCGUUUUUAAAAUGAUGCUGUUUCUGGUUUACUUGGAAUUGUUUCGAAGGUAGGUUCAGUUCUGUUUUAAAUUUGCCGGAGUUUCCAAAUUUGUACGCGCGUGCUUUCGAAUUACUCGGAGUGUGUAAUAAGACUUGGGAACAUGCUUGUGCAAUGCAGUUUCGAUGAGCGUUGCCUCGAAACUAUCGACGAUACCGAUGAAUGAUCGUCGAUGAUUUUUUGGUAACACAAAGAACGGUGAAGUUUGAAGUACAAAAAUUAGAUUCCAAAGUUCCAAGGCUUUCUCUGAUCAUGCUCGACGUGCUUCAAAUCGUAAGUAGGGAGAGAGAUAGAGGUAAUGAAUGGUUUUGAUAAUUGCGGAAAAGAGCUACGUUCUGCCCCGACGCGUUUUAUGUAAUAACCGAGGAAGGAAGACAGUUGCAAUACGAGAGAGCACCUCCUACUAUUCGCAGCCCCUGUACAUAUGUACCCUAGUGAUAUUAUAUUAUAUUAUAUAUAUACAUAUUAUAUAUAUAUAAAUAACUCCUCUCUGUAUUAAUUAUUGAAUAUAAUAUUAUAUUAAUUAUUAGAGAGACGUAAACGACGCAUAAACGCUCGCUGCCCGAUCACGCCUCGGCGCCGUUGAAAGUAGCGCAAAAAUCCGAAGAACGAUUUGGAAACAAAUUCGAGACCCGCGUCGACGCGUGUUUUACAAAUUCGAAAAUCGAGAGUCGUUCGGUUCUUGCCGAGUCGAAUUGAAACGACGUCUCGAACGAUCUCUCUAGGGCAUUCAUCCACUACUCCCUUCUCGGCGUGUCGUUGCUUCUGGAGAACGAUGGAACACUGCUCUCGCCCCUCUUCCCAAAACCCCCGCGCCACCAAUUUGUAUAAACGUUGGCCAUCGAUGUAGAUAAUCGCGUGGACUUGUCGUAAACGCAAUGAGAAGCGAAGCUCGAUCCGUCAGUGGGUCGAAUCUCGGGUUCCGGUGAUCGUUUCGGGUGGGACGAUGUUAAACGAAGGGUGGAUGUCCUGUCAUUCUGUGGAUUAUUCCGAAGGUCAGAGUGCAAUUCGCGAUUGCCAACACUUUCCCUUGAUAUAAUUUCGUUUCUAAUCGAGAAAGCAAUCGAGGUGGAUACAGUGUACGAUAUUGAAAAUACGACGACCGUCGGCCUUGUAAAGAAUGUGAAUUAAAUUUGUAAUUAGGCAGCUUGUCGCAAUUACUAAUUCAGUUGGGAACUGUUUACUCAGUUGGAAACGCGUUGAACGAACGCAACGCUGAUUGUACAAAAUGCAUACAUAUGUACGAGAGAGUAUGGUUAACUAGGCAGCUCUGAUCGGUUCUCUGUUCUUUGAUUUUUAUUAUUAUUAUUAUUUUUUUUUUUUAAUUUUAUUGUAGAGCAACUCGUGAUACCUCCGACGUUUAUUGUAUAAAAAUGUGAAUACGCAACAAUAUCUGUUCCUAUCGUUUUAUUUUUAAUUAAUGCCACUUCGCCAGUUACAAACUGUCAUUAUGAUAAUUUUUAAAAUAUUUUUUCCUAUUUAAAAUUUUAAAUAAAUGCGAUGUCUGUUGAACGAUUUCAUCUUUUUUUUCUCGUUUUUUUUUUUCCUUGUAUGCUUGUGAGAUCGCGACACCCUUCCUUUAGCAAGUGAACGUCUGCGUCUGAACGAGAGAGCAAUACUUUUAGCCGGAAACAACUGAAAUCAAUUCAAUUCGCUAGACUCCAUGAUUAAUUUCAAUUUCUGUGAGAGUGACUCGUUUUCUCAAACUCCCCGGAUCCUUCAGAACUAAAAAUUGUACAAAACCAGCGAAACGGAGCCGCACAAAGACGUUCGUAUCGUUCGAAACGAGGCAAUGUUUCGGUCGAACGGAACGAACGGCAUAAGAGAACAUAAUCUGGAAGCGAUCAGUAUUGGAAUUUUGGGACCGUAUCGUCGAGUAACGGGGUCCUGGGGCCAACUGCGUUUCAUCUUCCCGUCAGAUAUCCGUGAAAAUCGUCGUAUUUCGUUUUCCUCUUUCACGUCUCUGCGGUUUACAUCUCGAGGCGCGUUGCGUACGGUCCUGACUGUCCUGUGUGCUCGCGGAGUGAAUGAGAGCGAGGGAACGAGAACGAGAACACACAUCGUCGAGAGCAAAAGCAAUAAAAUUUCAAUGAAACGAGACGAACAAAAAUUAAUGUGUAUCUCGACGAGGAGAAAAAAAAAAGAGAGAAAAGAGCUGUUCACGAGAAUACGUGAUAUUCCGUGGCUUGUAUUGUAUAUUGUACAACCCCCAUCCCCAUCAUCCGCCCCCCUCCAUGUCCCGAAAACGCCCUCCGAGAUCCACGUGACUAAGAAUUAUAUAUAUAUAUUAAUUUAAAAAUAUAA
Ceratina calcarata is the source of this 7396-nucleotide messenger RNA. It is a transcript of the gene bi, whose product is annotated as T-box transcription factor bifid. Gene Ontology annotation, cellular component: chromatin; nucleus. Gene Ontology annotation, biological process: regulation of transcription by RNA polymerase II; cell fate specification; positive regulation of DNA-templated transcription. Gene Ontology annotation, molecular function: RNA polymerase II cis-regulatory region sequence-specific DNA binding; DNA-binding transcription factor activity, RNA polymerase II-specific. The transcript is spliced from 8 exons. Bases 2182 to 4554 code for a protein of 790 amino acids. The record is from RefSeq and is a predicted model, not a curated record. Lineage: Eukaryota; Metazoa; Arthropoda; Insecta; Hymenoptera; Apidae.